AUUUAAUUUAUUCUUCUAUCCAAAUUUUGCGUCGUCUUUGCGAUCAAUUUUAUUUAUCUUCCCCAUUCAAAUUCCGGAAAAAAGUAAAAAAUAGUGAAAUCUACUGAAAAUCUACUUCCAUAUCAUAAAAUACAAACAUAUUGUAUUAUUCAAACUUUAUGCACAUGAAUUUGAUCCAAAAUGUCGAAUAAAUGGCAUAAUCGCAACGAAAUUGGUGGCAUUCUACGCAAAGGCAAUUCGGGCUCAGCCAAUCCCGAGGCAAGGACGGUGGAUUUACUUGUCUUUGGCUAUGCCUGUAAAAUAUUUCGAGACGAUGCCAAAGCACGUGAAAUAGAUCAAGGAAAACAUCUUAUUCCAUGGAUGGCCGAUGCAAAUCUAAAGAUCGACAGAUAUGAUGUUAGAGGCGCUAUAUACGAUCUAACCCCAUAUGAGCCUCCACCAGGUGGUUAUGGCAAUCGUUUGGAUUAUCUCACCUCUGAAGAACAACGUGCCGAACAGCUCUGCGAAGAGGAAAGAUACCUUUAUCUCUAUCGCAAUGAACAGGAAGACAUCUUGUAUCAAGAGGAAGAACUUAAACGCUUGCAACACGAGAGCGGUAGUGAUUCAACAUACAGUCAGGUGCAAUUCAAUUAUGAUACACCAUUGGGACCGAAUCGAGAUGAAAAUUCUUCGGAGCUGGGAACAGAUGCUGAGGCGGAUAAGGCGUUUUUGCUGCCGAAGAAUUUCGAAGUGCCAUCAUCAGUUCAACUGCCUGACACGAUGAAACAACACGCAAUCGUGGAGAAAACUGCUCGAUUCAUAUCAGCACAGGGCCCACAAAUGGAAAUACUGAUUAAAGCAAAACAAUCAAAUAAUCAGCAAUUUGAUUUUCUCAAUCAAAAUAAUUCUCUUAAUCCCUAUUAUAAAUUUGUACUCAGUGCUAUGAAAAGUGGAACGUAUCCACAAAUAGAAAUUGAAACAUCAGAUUCUCUUUCUUCCGAUGACAAAUUAUCGAAUGCCACAGCGAAUAGUGUUUGUGUUGAAGAUCCAUUUUCGAAGCCUUAUAUACCAGUGCCUACGAUAAAAUAUACGCCUUCAGCGAAUUGCGCUUAUACUCAGUUGAUAAGUAAAAUCAAAGGAGUUCCACUGCCUCCACCAGAGCCAGAAAAACAACAAUUUACCACUUAUACGCCUGUGCUUUUGCAACAAAAUGCAAAUUCUGCACAAAAUGCUGCUGCUUCUGGAACAAAUGGAGAAUCUACUAACAACAAUCAAAAACAACCUCCACCAAAGCUACAACCAAAAAAUAUUUCCAAUGCGUUAAUGCUGGCCCAUUAUGGUUCUUCGGAUACCGAAAACGAAGAUCAAUCUGAAGACGAAGCAGAGGAGGAAACGCAGGAAAAAGAAGCAGAGAAAAAUGUAGAACUGUGCUUUCCAAUUCCUCCUGAUUAUUUGCAAAAUAUAAUUGACAAGACUGCAGGUUAUGUGAUUAAAAAUGGUCGGCAAUUUGAGGAAACACUUCGUAUUAAGAAUGACGAAAGGUUUACAUUUUUAUUCCCGGAUAACGAGUUUUAUUCGUAUUAUAUGUAUAAAGUGACAGGAGAGAUUAAGUCAUACGUGUCUGAUGAAGAGGAAGGUGAUGAAAAGCAAACUAUUGCCAGUGGUCCAGUAUCAUUCUCAAUAAAAAUCAAAGAUGAUCAACCAGUAGCAGCUCUUCGUCCAGCUCUUCCACAAGAAGCUAGUGAUGAUGAAUCAGAUAAAAAAGUAAAGUCGAAUGGCGGUGGUGUUCAAGUCGGUGAUCAAGUACAAUUGCAACAACCUCAAAUGCCAGCGCGAAGUGUCCCUGAGCAUGUUCAAAAAGCUAUACAGUUAGUUGAGAGUCAGUUGAUGGCGAGAAAUGCACAGCUUGGAAUACCAACGGUUGCUAACAGAUCGAGAUUUGAUAUCGAUCAAAGUGGGACAGUGGCACCAAAAAUGACUGUACCGCUAUCAUCACUUCUUGUCGCAGUUGCGGAUCAAUCACCUGUAAAUAUUGUAAAGUCUCACCAAAAAGAGUUGAAAAGAGCGGAAGAAAAGGUUAAAGAUAAGUUAGCACAAAUUGCGAGAGAAAAAUUAGGAGGAUUAAUUUCAAAGGAAAAACAAUUACAAAUUGAAAGAAAGAAAAAGGCGAUGGCUUUUCUUAAUCAAAUUAAAGGAACAUCCCAAUCAAAUGUCAGCGAAUCAAACAAAAUCUCCGCCAAAUCAUCCUCGGAAAAAAAAGAUGAAGACGAUUCCGAUACAUCAUCCGUACAUUCCAUCCCAAUAUCAUCGUAUGGUGAUGAUAAAUCUGAUACUGAAAUCGUUACAAGGCCUUCCAUUAACAAUCAACGUCAUGAAAAUGUUACAGUUGAAGAUGACGAUGAUGACGAUGACGUACAAUUAAUUACUGUUGAGACCAAAAAGAAAAUUACAAGAUCUCGACCACGUCAGCGAACACAAACUCCAGAAGUUGUUAUUAUUUCUCCUAAACGGGAGCGUUCUCGAUCACGUAAUUCACAUACGAAACACGCAAAAUCGAAAUCGCACAAAUCAAAAAAGAAGUCUUCCAAACAUAGUCAUCAUCACAGUAAGAAAAAAUCAAAGAAACGUUCCCGCAGUCAUAGCACAUAUCGAAGCCAAAGUUGUUAUUCGGAAGAGGAAGAAGAUUAUUCAUCGUCGGAUUCGUCGAGUAGAAAACGAAGAAAACGUUCUUCUUCGCACAAAAAGAAGAAGAGCAGAAGGCAUGACAGAUAAAUGCAAUUGAGUUUUUUUUAUUUGUACAAACAAUCAUAACAAACGCUUUUAACACAAAUAACAUAUUUUUAUAAAUAAAAAUAAUGUUUUGUAAUUCAAAAUUGUAAACUAUAUUUAAGUAAUAAAGAAGAUGUACAUAAAAAAUAAAUGUUUUGA
Messenger RNA from Episyrphus balteatus (marmalade hoverfly), 2907 nucleotides. RefSeq names its product protein suppressor of white apricot (gene su(w[a])). Lineage: Eukaryota; Metazoa; Arthropoda; Insecta; Diptera; Syrphidae. The transcript has 7 exons. Gene Ontology annotation, molecular function: RNA binding. The record is from RefSeq and is a predicted model, not a curated record. Gene Ontology annotation, biological process: RNA processing; mRNA 5'-splice site recognition. The coding region runs from base 181 to 2751 and encodes 856 amino acids.